GCUCGGCCCGCCCCGGGAGCCGGCCCCUCGGAGCCUUGGGCCCUGCAAUGGGACGUGUUCUCCUUUAAGAGUUAAGAAACUUGAAACCUUGUUUGCGCAACAAUCAGCGCCGCGGAGCCGCCAAAGUGUCUAGACUGGCAUAUGAUGGGAGGCAGCCAAUGACUCCGCGGCGCUCCUCCGGGGGCCCUCAGUGUGCGUUUGAGGAGAACAAAAAAGAGAGAGAGCCGAGCGGGGGAGCGAGCGAGGGAGCCGAGCCGAGAGAAAGAGCCGCCGGGCGCUGCCUCGCCAGACCUCGCAGGGACCGCGGGGCCACCGAGAGGCACUUUGUGUGGCGGGGGGAGGGGGACGACCUCUGCAGCCGCGGCGCCCCGGGCGUCGUCCGAGCGCAGCGCGGGGCGGGCUGCGACCUCUGCCUCGGUGGAUUGCAUUUUUAAUUAAGGAUUCCCAACAGCUCUUUGGGAUUUUUACAGUUUCCACUCAUGUGUCGACACCCGCGUUGAGGAGAAACUUGCUCCAAGUGCAUCUAGCGCCUGGGACCUGAGACGGAGUUGGCUUUUCGUGCAUGCAAUUCCAGGAUUUUGGUUUUGUUUGGGCUUUUUUUUUCUUCUUCUUCUUUCUUUCCUUUCCCCCCCUUUUCUUUUUGCAGGGAGUAAAAAGGAAGCUGAGGGUAUCAACAAGCCGGCCUUUCGGAUCCUGCAGGAAAAGCCCAUGUAGUUAAGCGUUUGGGUUUUAAAGGCAGGGCUGCCGAGACACCUCUGGGGGCUUCGGCGCGAGCGCUUUGUGCUCAUGGACCAGCAGCGCAACUUUUGAAGGCUCGCCGGCCCAUGCGGGGUCUUUCUGGCGGAGGGCCGCCUGCAGUCCCCCUCCAGCGCCGGGACUGGAGUUGCUGAGUGGCCCGGCCGCCGGGGUCCAUGUAGCCGCUGGCCCCGCGCGGACUGAGGCUCGGCGCGCGCGCGUUCCCCGCCGUCCCGGCCCGGCGAGCUCCCUCAUGUUGCAGCCCUGCGGCGCCCCUUCGACGACAGGCUGUGCUGGAUCUGCACGGCGCCCGGCGGCGGAGCUUCAUGUGGGGCUGCGGCCCGCGCAGCCGGCGCCUCGCUGACGGAACGGACCCCUGGUAACCGGAGACCGCCUCCCCCCCCACCCCCGGCGCCAAAGGAUAGCGUAUGUUCAGGUCCAAACGCUCGGGGCUGGUGCGGCGACUUUGGCGAAGUCGUGUGGUCCCCGACCGGGAGGAAGGCGGCGGCGGCGGCGGCGGCUUCGACGAGGAUGGGAGCUUGGGCAGCCGAGCUGAGCCGGCCCCGCGGGCACGAGAAGGCGGAGGCUGCGGCCGCUCCGAAGUCCGCCCGGUAGUCCCGCGGCGGCCCCGGGACGCGCUGCUGCUCGGCCGCCUCUUCCGCUGGCCUGACCUGCAGCACGCCGUGGAGCUGAAGCCCCUGUGCGGUUGCCACAGCUUCGCCGCCGCAGCCGACGGCCCCACCGUGUGCUGCAACCCCUACCACUUCAGCCGGCUCUGCGGGCCAGAAUCACCACCGCCCCCCUAUUCUCGGCUGUCUCCUCAAGAUGAGUACAAGCCACUGGAUCUAUCUGAUUCCACAUUGUCUUACACUGAAACGGAGGCCACCAACUCCCUCAUCACCGCCCCGGGUGAAUUCUCAGACGCCAGCAUGUCUCCGGAUGCCACCAAGCCCAGCCACUGGUGUAGCGUGGCCUACUGGGAGCACCGGACGCGCGUGGGCCGCCUCUACGCGGUGCACGACCAGGCCGUGAGCAUCUUCUACGACCUACCUCAGGGCAGCGGCUUCUGCCUGGGCCAGCUCAACCUGGAGCAGCGCAGCGAGUCGGUGCGGCGCACGCGCAGCAAGAUCGGCUUCGGCAUCCUGCUCAGCAAGGAGCCCGACGGCGUGUGGGCCUACAACCGCGGCGAGCACCCCAUCUUCGUCAACUCCCCCACGCUCGACGCGCCCGGCGGCCGCGCCCUCGUGGUGCGCAAGGUGCCGCCCGGCUACUCCAUCAAGGUGUUCGACUUCGAGCGCUCGGGCCUGCUGCAGCAGGGCCCCGAGCCCGACGCCGCCGACGGCCCCUACGACCCCAACAGCGUCCGCAUCAGCUUCGCCAAGGGCUGGGGGCCCUGCUACUCGCGGCAGUUCAUCACCUCCUGCCCCUGCUGGCUGGAGGUGCUCCUCAACAACCACAGAUAGCGGCGGUCACCGCCCCGCCGCCCAGACACCGCCCCCCUCCCGACCACCACCACGGACGAGCCCUCCUCCCCCAAAUAUCAUCUACCUAGAUUUAAUAUAAAGUUUUAUAUAUUAUAUGGAAAUAUAUAUUAUACUUGUAAUUAUGGAGUCAUUUUUACAAUGUAAUUAUUUAUGUAUGGUGCAAUGUGUGUAUAUGGACAAAACAAAGACGCACUUUGGCUUCUAAUUCUUUUCAAUACAAAUAUAUUUUCUUUCUUUCCUCCUCCUUCCUCCUCUUUAUUAUUUUAUUUUAUUUCCUUUAAGAAAAUGAUACAGCAGAGCUAGGUGGAGAAGCCUGGGUUUGGUGUAUGGUUGUUGAAAUAUUAAUGCCCAGACAAAAAGCUAAUACCAGUCACUCGUUGAUAAUAAAGUAUUCGCAUUAUA
Messenger RNA from Suricata suricatta (meerkat), 2621 nucleotides. RefSeq names its product SMAD family member 6 (gene SMAD6). Gene Ontology annotation, molecular function: I-SMAD binding; transcription regulator inhibitor activity. Gene Ontology annotation, cellular component: heteromeric SMAD protein complex. The coding region runs from base 1164 to 2198 and encodes 344 amino acids. NCBI's taxonomy places the organism in Eukaryota, Metazoa, Chordata, Mammalia, Carnivora, Herpestidae. The transcript has 5 exons. Gene Ontology annotation, biological process: SMAD protein signal transduction; transforming growth factor beta receptor signaling pathway; regulation of transcription by RNA polymerase II. The record is from RefSeq and is a predicted model, not a curated record.